AAACUUAAAGAGCCCCCGCUCUCCUUGCGAUCUCGCCCAGAGCCGCUGUACACUACUACUACUACUACUACCACUACCGCUUCUACCAGCACCACUGCCCCGCCCCCCAACCCCCGCUGGCCUAGCCCCCAGCGCCGACGCGGGCUUGUGUGUGUGGGAGAGAGAGAGAGAGAGAGAGAGCGAGGCGCAGUGCGUCCAGCCCAAUCGCCACCCGCAGCAACACAACGCGAUCACGAUCUGCCUUGCCACUGUUGCCGUUCGCUCGAAGCAACGCAACACAAAGCAAAGGGGCUGCAGGAGUACGAGACGACGGGCUUGUGCGGGUGCUUGUAGAAAGAGAGAGGAGAAAAAAACGCGGCGAAGGCCGCAAAAGAGAGAGAGAGAGAGUCUUCGAGUGAUUCGCUUGUUGGCCACGAAAUUUGCUUCAGCGUCGGCCAUCUGGCACCGGCGGGCGUGCGUUCGGUCGGGUCUGCCCCCCUUUACUCGAGCAGCCGAAGAAGAAGCACCACCACCACUCACAAGCCCUUCUUCAGGCGAACAGUAAUAGUGAGAGCACGUAGCGAAGCACUACUACUACCACUACUAUCACUAUCACUAGCACCGGCCAACAGUUGCUUGUGCUCCGAGGUCGGCAGUUCAAUUCGCUCCACGUACGCAAGGCCGCUCGAGAGGGUGCUGCUGCUGCUGCAGGUCGAGCGAUCGAUUCCGUGGGCAAUUCGCGAGGCUCGUGGUCGUGGUGACGCAUCGCCACUUGGACGCUGCCGCGAAAGCGGGCGGACUCGGUGCUUGCGGUACCUAUAAAUCGGCUCGCGCAGAUCAGUGUGGAUUUUGGAAUGGAAUGACAGCGAGCAGACAUCGGAUACAGCAGCCAGCCCAAGCAUCAUUCAUCAGCUAGAGAGGGAGAUUGGGAGAACGAGGUGCGUCAGAGAUCGAUCGCGUCGAAAAGGCGAAAAGUGCCCGGGGCUCGAGAGAGGCAGACCAGACAAAGCGGAAGAUAGCGCAAUCGGGAGGGGAUCGAUCGGGUCGAGGCAUUUGCUCGAGCUCUAUGAGUCUAUAACACGAGGCCGAGUCCAGCGCUGAGGGUUCGCACGUCCGGCCGCCGUGUUCCUCCGGUUCCCUAUGGUUCUACAGCUUCUCGUGUCCAGCUUCAAUCUCUUCCUGCCGAUCAGAGAACCGCCCCCGCAUUCCCUGCAAUUCAAAUUCCACAGCCCGCUGCUGUCUCCCACGUCGCCAUUCUCGCUCGGGAGAUCCAGCAGCGUCGUCGGCCACGAGUGAGGACAUCAAUUCACCCCGUCGAAUCAACGAAACCGAAUUUCGCCUCGUAAGAAUCGAUUCAUAGCGUCAGUCAGUCGUCGAACCAGUCGACAUCGGCAGCAGCUGCAGCUGCAAAAAGGAUCAUCGAGAAGCCGAGUGCGAGGAUGGUGCUCGUCAGUCAGUCCAGCACGGACUCGGCCUUCAGCGCCGAGUCGUGGACGACGGGCGAGAGCUCGAGGCGCAGCUCCGAGUCCGGACCGGGCUACGGGCCCGACGAUGGCUGCGCGCGCUGCAUCGCGACGCUGGCGGGCCACUCGGGCGCCGUCGGGUCGCUGGCGGUGGUCGGGGGGCUGAUCUACUCCGGGGGCUCAGACGGGUCCGACAUCCGCGUCUGGCGCCAGCCCGACCUGCAGGAGGUUUGCUCGUUCGGCACGGGCGAGGGCGCCGUGAAGGCGCUUCUGUCCAGCGGGGGGCUCCUCUUCAGCGCCCACCAGGACAUGAAGAUCCGCGUCUGGAAGGCCGGGCAAGCGCAAGCGCAAGCCCCCGGCGCGCGCCCGGAGCCGAAGCUGGCCGCGACGCUGCCCACCAUGAAGGACUACCUGCUGCGCUGCGUGCCCCCGAAGAACUACGUGCAGGUGCGCCGUCACAAGAAGAGCCUCUGGAUCCAACACAACGACACUAUCUCCGUGCUGGCGCGUGGCGCGGGCAAUGUGCUCUACUCGGGGUCGUGGGACAAGACCGUCAAGGUGUGGCGCACGUCGGACUUCCGGUGCGUGGAGUCGAUCGUCGCGCACGACGACGCGGUGAGCGCGCUUGCAGCGGACCAAGGUGGCUACCUGUACACGGGGUCGGCGGACGCGACCGUCAAGGUGUGGGGCAAGGUUGGGGGCAAGAAGCACUCGCUGCUGUCGACGCUCAAGGGGCACAAAUCGAGCGUGAACGCGCUGGCCUUUAGCCCCGACGAGAAGGUGCUGUACUCAGCCUCGAGCGACAAGACGGUCGCGGUGUGGGAGCGCGCCAAGGGGGGAAGCGACGAGCACAUGACCAUGGCGGGGGUUCUGCGGGGGCACCGGCAGGCUGUGCUGUGCUUAGCCACCGUGGGCAACAUCGUCGUCACGGGGUCGGCCGAUAAGACCAUUCGCGUCUGGCGCCGGGGGCGCGACAAUUCGCACUCGUGCAUCGCCGUGCUCGAGGGCCACAAGGGCCCCGUCAAGGCCGUCGUGGCCUCCAUGGAGGCGGUGCACGAAGGCGUGCUCGUCUACAGCGGCGGCCUCGACCGCCUCGUCAAGGUCUGGUACCUGGCGCCCAAGGACGACGGCUUCCAGAGCGACGUCUCCACGGCCUCGCCCCUCGCCGCCAGCCCGCUCAGAUGGCGAUUCUGAGCCCAAUUUUGACCGCGCGAGAUCGGGGCCGAGGCCCAAGGGGCUACUACCCAUCGACGACCACCACCACGAAGCAUGAAGAAUCAGACGCCACAAUGGGCUUCCGUCCGGCCCGACGAUCGAGUCUGCAGGAGGCAGUUUUGACCACCGGCGAUGUCUGUCUGCGCCACGUCCCGAUCGAGCUUGUAAUUCUAGUCUGAAGUGAAGAUUCGGUGAAGUCAUCUUCUGCUUUUCUACCCUUUUCAUUCGCGGCUGCGGGCGGGCUUGGGUGGGGGCUUAGGGGGGAGGCGGGGGCUUCUGCAGCCAUGCUUCUCCCCACAGCGACGGAAGGUGGGCUUCGAGGCGGAGACUGCAGCGACCGGCAGCAGUCCCAGCCCCAGCCCCAGCCCCCGCAGUCUGCGAAUUACGAUAGCGCUUCGUGCUUGUAUGUGCUUAAAGCUGAAGGGUGCGGUGGAAAUUCAGUUGUGCCGCACAUUGUGAUGUAAUUUCCGAACCAGAAAUCGGCCUGCUCCGCCUUCCCGACGCGCAUGCAGCGUUGUUGCUGCACACCACCAUUCGUGAGACUCGACUCUCGCGUUCCAGAUGUGGGCAGCGGAGUCAGUGCUCCCCAAUUUAAAUGAACCACCAUUAACCUCAGAUCGAACGACAGUAUUCCAGCCCACUGCCUGCCUGCCUGCCUGCAGUCGCCCAUGUUCUCUGGACAUGCUCGCGUACAUGGGCGACGAUAAAUUCAACGACGAUACCAUCGCAGCAGCAGCAGUUUGAAGCGUCCCCUUCCAGUAGAUAGAGAGAGAGCGAGAGGCUUGGUGCCUCCUUGUCAUAGUUGCCACUUGAAGACCAUUGUUUGGUGCUGGCGGUUAGAGAGAUCGACCGAUGCACACACAGAUCGAUCGAGAGAUAGAUUGAUAAACAGAAAGAUCGGGAGAUAGAUUGUAGUCGGGAGUUUGCGGGGCCAUGUUGGACGUGUCCACUUGUAUCAUUUACUCAUUUCCAUUGUCCAUGUACCAUCAUCAAUCCAACAAUUAUAAUGAGCCUUCGGGCCGCCUAUUAUUAUAAAAGGUUUCCAGUUCCAAAAUUAUUCAGGUCCUUUCCACC
Messenger RNA from Marchantia polymorpha subsp. ruderalis, 3731 nucleotides. The record is from the annotation of a GenBank genome assembly. NCBI's taxonomy places the organism in Eukaryota, Viridiplantae, Streptophyta, Marchantiopsida, Marchantiales, Marchantiaceae.